GAAGGAACGUACGAGAAAUUUGAUACUAUCGACGCAGCGAAACUUGGUAUAUAUACCCUUUCUGAAAUCGCAGGAUUAUAUAUCCCGAUAGUUAGUUAUGUGGUAAAUAUUGUUAAAGAGAUCAAAAAAACUUUUAAAAAAGCUCAAAACAACAAAGAUAUCUGUUUAAUAUUAUUUGAACGAGCUAAAGAUGCUGAAAGUGUGAUGAACAAGAUAUUGAAUUAUAAAGAUGAUUAUGAAGAGUUUUUACGAGAAGAAAAAAGUUACAAAGCUUUUCAUAAAUUUAAAAUUUUGCUGAUAAAAAUUAAAGAUUUUGUAGUUGAAGUUUCAGAACUUAAAAGUGUUAGAAAAUUUUUGGAUGCUAAUAGUGUUAAAAGCACAUAUGAUAAGUUAACGAAUGAGUUUGAGACAUGCAUAAAGGAUCUGCAUUUCGAGGUGAUGAUAGUUAAUGAAGUACAAAAAAGAAAAGAUAAUAAAAAAGUUAAGGAUGAUUUAGAAAAAAUGAAUAAA
Molecule: messenger RNA, 510 nt
Organism: Racocetra persica
Lineage: Eukaryota; Fungi; Glomeromycota; Glomeromycetes; Diversisporales; Gigasporaceae
Source: the annotation of a GenBank genome assembly